Molecule: messenger RNA, 3460 nt
Organism: Schistosoma rodhaini
Lineage: Eukaryota; Metazoa; Platyhelminthes; Trematoda; Strigeidida; Schistosomatidae
Source: the annotation of a GenBank genome assembly
AUGUUAACUUAUGAAGAGAAAUGUGUGUCUACUGAUUUGAAGAAAAACUGCAUAUCAACUAAAGGUGUUGAAGAUAGACGUAAUAAAUUAAUGACAGUUAGAUUGAAAAACAAACUUCUUUCUAUGUCAUAUUUAAUAUAUAAAGUUAUUUAUAAAAUUAUUUUAAAAAAAUGUGUAAUUCAAUUAACAAAACGUGUUAUACUUCUUCGUUUUUUUUUGUUGUUGUAAAAUACUGACUAACUCCAAGCAGACUCUGGAUACUAAGAAAGUCGAAAUGCCUCAGUUACUAAGUUGUAAGGUGACUUGAAGAAAAGGUAUUCUUUUUUUUUUGAAAAUGGGGGGAGGGGGGUUAUGGAGAUCUAGUAAAAACCUUGAAAAAAAAAACAGCCAAAAAAUGGCUUUGGAAACAUUGAACAACAUCAUAUUCAAUCAGCAUUCAAUAGAAGUUUUGCCAGAAAUAUCUAGUAAGUGGAAAGUCAUAUGUCGCGUUUCUGAUUGAAUGAUUACCUAUUACUGCUACUAUGUUUAAUAGCAUUCCAGAAUUUUCAGGAAAACUCAAGACCAUCUAAAAUACUAUAAAUACCGUAGAUUUUUUUUAUAUAUGAAUAAACAUUUGGAGUAAAGCGUAUUCUUCCAUAUUUCACGCCUUGUCUCUCGUAUUCAAAUUGCUGUGUAUAUUUAGUGUGGAAGAUUACUGGAGAGCUUAGUAAUCGAAUCUAACGUUCACUUAGAAGACUUAUCAAUUAUAAACUACGAAAAUCAUAAACUUAGUAUAAGCAUCACACUUUACUUUAUUGUCAAUUCAUACUUACUUACUUACUUACUUACUUACUUACUUACUUACUUACUUACGCCUGUUACCCCUUGUCGAGGAGCAUAGGCCGCUCACCAGCAUUCUCCAUCCAACUCUGUCCUGAGCCUUCCUUUCCAGUUUAAAUGGAUUGAAUAAUUUUUUCUGAUUAGCGUUUUUUUAGCCAGUUAGCUUUUCUAAGGGAUGGGGUCACUAACCCUAUGCCCAACUCUCCUCCUUUACCUGGGCUUGGGACCGGCAGUAACUCUAGAAGAAAUACUGAAAGUGAUAAACUAUCAUAAGGUCAUACACAGAGUACUAAGGUAUCACAUUGUUUUCUCAUCGUCCUGUUUAAAUCCUAGUGAAGAUUAAAGAAGUACGGGUAACUUCUGGGAUCUAUUAAUGGACUAAUAUUCUAUAAAUAUUCUUAAUGUACACUUAUUCAGUGAUUGGAUUGUAUGUAUCUAUAUUCCUCUUAUCAUAAGCUUCAUUUUUACUUAUAGGUUAUUAUUAUCAUACGAUCUACUGGUCUUAAAUUAUGUUCAGUUUAUUAAUUAUCGUCUCCCACAAUCAUAACUACGUUUUGACUUGAUCUUGUAUACAUGUUAUUUCCUAUUUUAUGGUGUGAUGUGGUCUGUCUAGCUGGUAAUAUAAACAAGCGUUCUGGACUCAACUGGAAAAGCUAGGCGAACAAAGGACUAAUAAAGACGCUAGGUUGCUCAUUCCAAUCGAACGUCAUUGGUUUGGAAUAGUACUAAGAUUGAAUAAGUCGUGUUCCGAUUGGCGAAUGAAUCACGUGAUAACUAGCUGAGCUUCAAGUCAUAUCAAAAACACUGACUGACUGAUUAAUGAAGACUUGUUGUCAGAAACUUUCAGUGAUCUGUUAUACUUCUCUAAAAGUUUGAAAUGAUCCUUAUCAAAUGGAUUCUAUUAUUUCUUUGUUUAAAUUAAAGACGAGCAAAAACCUGGUGAUUACUAGGUCUAUUAAGAGGUAGGUAAAAAGCAGUCAAUUUUAUGAGUAUGAUAAACGAGAUAGAAUUUUAUUGUUGCUAUGUUGUUGAAACUUUUAGCCAUAAAAAUUACACAAUCAAUACACAAGAUACUGGGAGCGUUUAGUAGAAGUCAUCAAGCAAACACUGUCAUAAAGAAAGAAGAAAAUUAUGAUGUCCUCUUCUUUCUGAAGGUUCUGUUGAUAUGAUCUUUUUGACAAUAAAAGAAAUGUUCGUCACAAACCCACUAAAUCAAGCAAACUCACUCAUUUCAAAGCUAUUUGUUGUGGCUUCAGACAUUGAUUGAUAUCAUUUUCUAAAAUUACCAAUCGGAUCUCUAAGUAUGAGUUUUUUCUUCGCUCAGUCUAUUAUUUCUUUUACAGCCUGAUAUCCAGGACACUCUAUAUCAACCUCGAAACGAAGCAAGAUAAGCUCUAUUUCUUCAGCUUUACUCAAACCUCUAUCCCACCCUUUGAGUUUAAAGAGAAGUUAGAAGUCAACUCCCAUUAUUUCUUUGUUUCGAGCACACUUUAGUUUCACAAUAUGAACAUACGGAACCACAUCACACUAUGAAAUGAAAAAUUAUAAUUAUACGUGAACAAGCCAAAUGUAUCUGUAUAUAAAUCAAGCUAUGAAUAACUAUUAGGCAAUACAAUAGCAAUACUAAGCAGUAUAAUAAGAGGCAAUAAGUUAAAUGGAAGCUUAUGAUGAACGGGAUAUGCGAACAUAGCAGUCUAGUUACUUAGCAAUUUUACGGUAAAACUGUCAGUGAUAAUAAUGGUUCAAAAGUUCCAACUUUUAUCAUAUUCGUCCUGUUGUAACAAUGUUCUACUGUCAUAUAAACUAAAUCUAGUCGAAUGUCUGGUUCAUAGGACUAAAUUUACUAGCUCUGACGACAUCUUCGAAAAGUAACUAAAAGUUAUCCAUGAACUACCUGUUUUAAUGAACAUUCAUCAAAGUUACUAUCGUAGCAUACAUGGCGAGACUAUAAUUUAUGGAAGAAACAAUCAGAUUUAGGAUAUCAGGUCUCAGAUUUUGGCACGAAAUUCAUUCACCUAUUUGUCUAAAUAGCGUCUUAGGAUUUUAGUCGAUGUCAGUUCGUGAUGAAAACAAUAAAUCUAAAUCCUUACCCUAAUCAUCAACUGUAAAUUAUGAUUCCAACUGGUUUAUGACACUCAUUAAGUCCUAAUUAGUAGAUGCCCAUUUUCAAAGUCACUUUAGCGUUGCUUAAAGGUCGUCCAUAAAUUAUAAUCUCAUCGAUAUAGCUAGUAAAUUAAUGAUGAGAAGUAUGAGAGAGACCUUAGAAUUAGCAUUCAACGCACCAAGAUUAUGUCCUUAUUUAUUUAAGCAACCAAUAGGUGAGUUAGCGAAAUAAUGAAGAGUUGUAUAGUUCCACCACCUUUUUGUGUAUUCACAUACCUUUAUUUACAUUCGCUUCAUUAAUUGCUGUGAGGAUGGCCCACAGGUAAACUCAAAACAGCUCAGAAAGAGUUGAAUAUAUUCCAUCCAAUUAUCUUUUGCAAGAAUAUUCCAGAAUCUUUAUGUGUACUUUCCUUAUUGACCAAAUGCUAAUAACCUCCUGUAUGCAGAUUAGAGGACUAUAAUAAUGAUUUCGUUUUUACUAAAAACUAUGAAUACUUGACAAUUUGUACCACGGUUGACACUGUUUGGAAUAACAUUC